CCAAUAUCAUAAAAAAGUUUUUGUUUCUUAUUUGUUUUUGAUUUCAGCACUCUAUAUCCAUUUUAAUACUUGAAAAUGAAGACCAAUAUCAAAUAAGAAUUUUAAUUUCAUCAAUGUUUUUGAUUUCAGCAGUCUACACAUCUGGAUAUAUUAAAGUUGAGUCAGGGGAAUAUCAAAACUCUACAAACACCAAUAUCAGAUUCAACAAGGAACCAUAUGAAAGUAUUUAUGAAAGACAUGAAAGUGCUAAGCAGAGAAAAACAAAGUGGUCAUGUGAUAUCUGCGGAAAAAAGUUUAUUUCGAUCACCCAUCUAAAUAAUCACAAAAAUGUUCACACUGGUGAGAAACCGUUCAAAUGCCCACUGUGUCUAAAAGGAUUCACACAAACUUCAAGCUUGAAUUUACAUCAGCGGAGAGUGCAUCAAUUAAAUGUGGACAUAGUAAAGAGAGGAAACAAUUGUAGAAAACAAGAUUAGAAGGUACAUUAAGUUAAUCAAUAGGAUAAGAAUAUAUACAGGGUGUCCAUAAAGUAUCUUUACAAAUACAAUACAAAGUUGAUAUUAAGUGAUAAAAAACUUUAUGGACACCCUGUGUGUUUAUAUUUAUCAUAUUUGGCUAUAUUAGUAACUUUCUGCCUUCACAUAUA
Owenia fusiformis is the source of this 646-nucleotide messenger RNA. Lineage: Eukaryota; Metazoa; Annelida; Polychaeta; Sabellida; Oweniidae. The record is from the annotation of a GenBank genome assembly.